Messenger RNA from Erpetoichthys calabaricus (reedfish), 1042 nucleotides. RefSeq names its product CD48 antigen-like. Lineage: Eukaryota; Metazoa; Chordata; Cladistia; Polypteriformes; Polypteridae. The record is from RefSeq and is a predicted model, not a curated record. The coding region runs from base 78 to 908 and encodes 276 amino acids. The transcript is spliced from 5 exons.
GCAUCCCCUUUGUGGUUUGUCUAUAGAGUUGAACACUGUUGCAUUUACUAUACAGAAAAAGGAAGAGCACUGUCAAGAUGUAUGCCUCCUGCAUCCUGGCCUUCCAGCUGUAUCUCAUGGGUCACUCCGCUGCAGAAUGCAACUCACGCCAGUCAGAUGAACUAAAUGUGGAAGUGGGACUGUCCAGUGUGCUGGGACAGUCAGGUGGUUCUGAGAUAUUAGCUGUCAACAUCUCAACAAACGUACAACUGAAGUCUAUCAUGUGGAAAGUGCAGGAAGGAGACAACUGGUUACGCAUCAUGCAGUGGUCCAUGACACAUGAACAUGUUUGGAACUCCAAAUACCAAGGCCGUGCUUUCCUGAACAAAUGGUCCCUGGAGCUACACAACCUGUCACGGACUGACACUGGUUUCUACAAGGUGGUGGUGCUUGACCAGUGUGAUACUAUGAAGGAGGGAGUUGUCCACCUGUUGGUUCAAGACCCUAUUUCUCAGCCAAUUGUCCAUCAGUUGGUCUCCUCAUCCGACCCUCCCCUCAACGUGACCCUAAGCUGUGCCAUUGAAGAGGGGUAUCCCACCAACUUCUCCUGGUAUAGAAACGGAACCUUGCUGCACAGUACCCCCAGCCUGUCCCUUGUGCACCUACAGGCCUCUCACUGCGGUGUUUAUACAUGUGUGGUCAGCAACAUGAUCAGCAAGAAGGAAGUGACCUUCAGCUUGGAAGGUAUUCCUCCAUGUGAAAGCAACCAAUAUUUCACCCUACAGCUAGUCAUUCUCUCAGUUGUCCUGGCUUCCAUCAUUCUUCUCCUGUGCAUAUGUUUCUGCAAGUGCUGUGAGCAGCAACAUGACAGGACUCAAGUGAGCGAAGUGGAUGUCAUCUAUGAGGCCAUGCAUCCCAGGGUGUCCUGAGAGAUCAGUAGUUCUACAGCACAUCCUGUCAUUCAGGCAUCUUUCAAAUACGCCAGUUCCAGAGAUUGACAACAAAAGUGUCAGUGUUGUGCUUAGAGACUUCAUAUUUUUACAUCUCUCAAUCAGGCCACCUU